AUGUCCCGCCCUUGCUGCGUAUCGUUGCUCGUAAAAACUGUAACAGAUGAGAUUCCGGACACUGUAACGGGCAUUUGGCUAGAUGUGAGGCAGGAGAACUGGAUGGGUGCACUGCAGACUUCCGUGCUGCAGGAAGACGAUGCGUGCCGGCAACCUUGUUCCUUGUCCUACAAACAACCGACGGCUCUCUCCUCCCAAAAAAACCCUUUCGUCAUUGGUAAAUCCUUAUCCUCCCUUGCUGGUGAACUUUCCGAACCCCGCAAAGUUAUUGACAACGGCAAAAAACUCCUAAUUAAGACCCGUAGUUCCAAACAAUUUAAAUCGCUACAAACCCUCUCCAAACUCAUUGACGGGACUAGUGUGACAGUGACUCCCCAUACGACCUUGAACAGUGUUCAGUGUGUAAUCUUUUCCCCAGACUUGAAAGACGUUAGUGACGAGACAAUUUUAGAAGAACUGAAGGAUCAACGCGUAAUUUCUGUGCGUAGAUUCAAACGUAAAGUGAACAGUGAAUUAGUGCCGACCAACAUCUUCCUGCUCCGUAUAAACACCACCUCGAUCCCGUCAUUCAUCCGUCUCGGUGCCCUGCAAGUUUCUACCCGACCUUACUACCCAAAACCCAUGAUGUGCUACAACUGCGCUCAUUAUGGACACACCAAGAUGAGCUGCAAGGUAGCUCAAGCCUGCGCCAACUGCGGUACACCUGCCCACGGAGAUUGCCCCGUCGACCCCGUGUGCAUCAACUGCAAAGGAACACAUAACGCCUUCUCCCGUUCCUGUCCCCGCUACCUACAAGAAGAAGCAGUCAUUAAGUACAAAGUAGAUAACAACUGUUCUUACGGAGAAGCCCGCAGAUCUGUUAGUUUGCCUGUAACUCCUUCCCUUGUCCAACAACGAAUUACGUACGCACAACAAACGACGCAAGACGAAAAAGACGUACUUAUUGCUAUUCUACAAUCACAAAAUCAGCAACAAGAAGAACUUAUCAAAACACUAAGAGAAUCAAUGGACAGUUUGAGAAAACAAAUAAAAGAACAAGGUAAAAUGAUUAAAAGAAUACUGAACCAAAAUAAUGACAAACAAGAACAAAACGACAACUCACUAGAAUCGGAAACCGACACAACUCUGACCGACUCAGAAGACGCGGCCUCCACCACCUCCACCACUUCUUCCAUCACCCGCAAGCGAGCCCGCGGGAAUAAGGGCUCUCCCUCCUCGGAAGAGGAAAACCCAACCUCCCCCACCCCCACCCCCAACACCCUCAAUUCUUCCUCUCCCCAUAUCCCCAACCCCAUCACCACAAUCCCUCCUUCCUACAUUUCCAUCCGUAGUACGAAAAAGAAAAAACCUAGUUAGAAAGAUCC
Messenger RNA from Anopheles stephensi (Asian malaria mosquito), 1364 nucleotides. RefSeq lists its product as uncharacterized. The coding region runs from base 1 to 1356 and encodes 451 amino acids. The transcript has 2 exons. NCBI's taxonomy places the organism in Eukaryota, Metazoa, Arthropoda, Insecta, Diptera, Culicidae. The record is from RefSeq and is a predicted model, not a curated record.